Molecule: messenger RNA, 1861 nt
Organism: Oncorhynchus gorbuscha (pink salmon)
Lineage: Eukaryota; Metazoa; Chordata; Actinopteri; Salmoniformes; Salmonidae
Product: CYFIP-related Rac1 interactor A-like
Exons: 13
Coding region: 283-1257 (324 amino acids)
Biological process (GO): regulation of actin filament polymerization
Molecular function (GO): small GTPase binding
Source: RefSeq, a predicted model, not a curated record
UGGAAGACAUGAUUUUUACUGCGUUGGAGGGAGGGGUACACUUGUUGUUGUGCCAUUGAAAGUUGGGGGUGAAAGUGGCGCUAUCCGGGUGCAGAGACGUCGGAUCUCCCAUUCAAAAUAGGUAUUCGAAGAAAUCACCGAAACCAAGAAGAAGUGGAUGCUCUAGAAGGGAAGCAAAGUCCUCUUCCAGAAACGGUUUGCUGGAAUGGGUAAUCUUCUAAAAGUCCUUACAAGGGAAAUAGAGAACUAUCCACAUUUUUUCCUGGACUUUGAAAAAACCAAAUGGGGAAUCUGUUAAAAGUGCUCACUUGCACUGAACUUGAGCAAGGACCAAACUUUUUCCUUGACUUUGAAAAUGCACAGCCCACAGACUGUGAGAGAGAUGUAUGGAACCAGGUGAACGCGGUGCUCCAGGACUCUGAGAGCAUCCUCUCUGGCCUACAGGCCUACAAGGGAGCCGGACAGGAGAUACGAGAGGCCAUUCAGAACCCCAAUGACAUGAUCCUACAGGAGAGAGCCUGGAACUCAGUCUGUCCCUUAGUCAUACGACUCAAAAAGUUGUACGGCUUCUCGCUGAGACUAGAGAGGGCCCUUCAGAGCCUGCUGGAGUCCCUGACAUGCCCGCCGUACACCCCAACCCAGCAUCUAGAGAAGGAGCAGGCUCUGGCCAAACAGUUUGCUGAGAUCCUUCACUUUACCCUGCGCUUUGACGAACUCAAGAUGAGAAUUCCUGCCAUUCAGAAUGACUUCAGUUAUUACAGGAGGACCAUUAGCCGAAACAGGAUAAACAACAUGAAUUUGGAUAUAGAGAGAGAGGUCAACAAUGAGAUGGCCAACAGAAUGUCACUGUUCUACGCCGAGGCGACGCCCAUGCUGAAAACCUUAAGCACAGCUACGACAAACUUCGUAACAGAGAACAAGACAUUACCCCUGGAGAACACCACUGACGUUCUCAGUACAAUGGCCAGUGUCUGUAAAGUCAUGCUGGAGACACCAGACUACACGUGCCGGUUCAACAGUGAGGACACGCUGCUGUUCUGUAUGAGAGUGAUGGUUGGAGUCAUCAUCCUGUACGACCAUGUCCAUCCCAACGGAGCCUUCAACAAGUCCUCCAAGAUAGACAUGAAGGGAUGCAUAAAGGUCCUGAAAGAACAGCCAGCAGAUAAUGUUGAAGGUCUCCUGAACGCCCUCAAGUUCACCACCAAACAUCUGCAUGACGAGUCCACUCCAAAAAACAUCCGCUCCAUGCUUCAGUAACGUUUUCAUAUGAAGAGGAUCAAUGUACUGACCUCAACGAAAGAUGUAUAUGUUUACAUAAUUUAAAAGACUGGAUGUUAAUACUUGUGUAUUUACAUAGUCAUUCCCUGCAAGUUACUGAAACGUAUAGAACGUAUACCCUUCGAGAAAUGAAUUGCCUUUUACUGUUAUUAUGUUAACAUACCUUUCAGCCUUACAAACUGAGCUUGGCAAGUAGCAUUUGGAGAAACAAGCACUCUGGUUGGUUCCUGUGACUGAGCCAAGCACUCUGGUUGGUUCCUGUGACUGAGCCAAGCACUCUGGUUGGUUCCUGUGACUGAGCCAAGCACUCUGGUUGGUUCCUGUGACUGAGCCAAGCACUCUGGUUGGUUCCUGUGACUGAGCCAAGCACUCUGGUUGGUUCCUGUGACUGAGCCAAGCACUCUGGUUGGUUCCUGUGACUGAGCCAAGCACUCUGGUUGGUUCCUGUGAGUGAGCCAAGCACUCUGGUUGGUUCCUGUGAGUGAGCCAAGCACUCUGGUUGGUUCCUGUGAGUGAGCGGGCGAAUGAAAGGAGCUUUGUCUGUGGUUUGUGUCAACAAAAGAUGAAUUCCAAAUCAACUCCU